AUGAUUUUGGAGUGUCCUGCUGCUAGCUCCAUCUGGAGACAUUCUGUGCUUCGUCUUGAUACAAGACAGGUGGAUAUGGGUAGCUUUAGGGGCUGGUGUUGCUUGAUGCAAGAUAAAUACAAAGACUCGAAAUGGUGGGAUGUGUUUUGGAGCAUAGCUUGGGGAAUUUGGCGUAAGCGAAAUAUGUGGAUUUUUGAGAAAAAAGAGAGAAGGGAGUCUGACAUUCUUCAUAAGGCUAUGGGUUUGAUUGGAGAGUAUGAGGAAGCAAAUUUAAGGGAGAACAGUGUAAGUCAGGGGCUGCAAUGUUCCUCGGUGUGGAAAGCUCCUGCUGCUGGUCUGUAUAAGCUGAAUACAGACGCAGCUUUCCACGGCCAGAUUUUGGGGAUAGGUGGAGUGUUAAGGGACGACUCUGGAGCUGCUGUUGUAGCUUAUUGCUCGACUAAAAAAGGCAGUUUCGCUGUUGAUGUGGGUGAGGCUGUCGCAAUGAGAGCAAGCUUCCGAAUUGCUAUGGAAGCGGGGUUCAGCAAGUUUAUACUUGAGACCGAUAAUCUUAAGCUUUAUCACCAUAUGAAGAAGGGUCUCACACCUCCAUGUGCGUUUGGGAAUGUGGUAAGGGAUAUCUUGUUACUGUCCCGUGGUUGUCAGUGCAUUUCAUUCUCGUUCGUGAGAAGGACGGGUAAUGUUGUUGCUCAUUGCUUAGCAAACAUGAGUUUUAAGUUUAGUGAGUAUAGAGUUUGGCUUGAAGAUACCCCUGUUGAGAUACAGGGUGCUAUUUGUAAUGAUACUGCUCUUUUGAUUGUUUAA
Molecule: messenger RNA, 804 nt
Organism: Chenopodium quinoa (quinoa)
Lineage: Eukaryota; Viridiplantae; Streptophyta; Magnoliopsida; Caryophyllales; Amaranthaceae
Exons: 1
Coding region: 1-804 (267 amino acids)
Molecular function (GO): RNA-DNA hybrid ribonuclease activity; nucleic acid binding
Source: RefSeq, a predicted model, not a curated record